This is a messenger RNA of Nestor notabilis (Kea), 885 nucleotides long. RefSeq lists its product as uncharacterized. Bases 1 to 669 code for a protein of 222 amino acids. NCBI's taxonomy places the organism in Eukaryota, Metazoa, Chordata, Aves, Psittaciformes, Psittacidae. The record is from RefSeq and is a predicted model, not a curated record. The transcript is spliced from 9 exons.
AUGGCCGGUUCUUCCCUGCCCGGGCGGUUCUUCCCUGCCCCGCCAGUGCCGCAGCUGCUGUACGGAGGGAAGCUGGAUUUCCUCGUCUUCGAUUAUCUCUCCGAGAUGACCGUGUCGUUGCUGACGGCUGCCAAAACCCAGUCUCCCGUUUUAGGUUACACUCCAGAUUUUGUCUCUGCUGCCAUGGCUCCCUAUAUAAAAGAUAUUCACAGGAAAGGUGUUCGUGUCGUCAGUAGCGCUGGUGGAAUUAAUCCACUUGCUUGUGCAGCUGCCCUUCAGGAGGUAGCAAAGAAAGCAGAUGUUGAUUUGAAAAUAGCUGUUGUUGCUGGAGAUGACCUAAUGAGUGAGAAAGAGAACCUAAAAGGAGCUGGUAUCACUGAUUUAGAGAGUGGCAAACAAUUUCCAGAGAGCAUUCAUAGCAUGAAUGCGUAUCUUGGAGCAAGACCAAUAAGCAGGGCUCUUGACCUUGGAGCUGAUAUUGUUGUGACGGGAAGAUGUGUUGACAGUGGGAUUGUAUUAGGACCGCUCAUUCAUUCUUUUGGCUGGAAUAGGGAUGAAUUUGACUUGCUAGCUGCAGGAAGCCUUGCAGGUCAUCUCAUUGAAUGUGGUGCUCAAUGUACAGGUGGAAUAUUCACUGAUUGGCAUGCAGUACCAGACUGGCAAGAAUAAACUAAAGCUGAUCAGUAGAAUAAUUUUGAGGAGAUGAUAAACACUGACAUUUUGCCCUAAGCCAAGAGCGUGCAAUGGUUGAGACUGCAUAAUCCUCUGGCCUGGGAUGACCAAAAGGGCACAACAUAGGCUUUCCCAUUGUAGAAUGUUCCUCUGAAGGAGACUUUAUUCUUUCCAAACCACCAGACACAGGGGGACUAAUCUCUUUCGGCACUG